GAUAGGCUGAGGGGGCCAGGGGGCAGUAGCUGGAGGCACAUCCCACAGAGGAGACACUACAAAUUGGGGUGCCAGGGGCACCACGAAGCUUCUGGGAGUUCCUGCUGCAGGAGCUGGUGAUUCUCUGGGGGUGGGAAGCUCCAUAAAUUCCCAAGAUGACGGACCAGCAGGCAGAAGCCCGUGCCUUCCUCAGCGAGGAGAUGAUUGCGGAGUUCAAAGCCGCCUUUGACAUGUUUGAUGCUGAUGGCGGUGGAGACAUCAGCACCAAGGAGCUGGGGACAGUGAUGAGAAUGCUGGGCCAGAACCCCACCAAAGAGGAGUUGGAUGCCAUCAUUGAGGAGGUGGACGAGGAUGGCAGCGGCACCAUCGACUUCGAGGAGUUCCUGGUCAUGAUGGUGCGCCAGAUGAAAGAGGAUGCCAAAGGCAAGUCUGAGGAGGAGUUGGCCAACUGCUUCCGCAUCUUUGACCGGAAUGCGGAUGGGUUCAUUGACAUUGAGGAGCUGGGUGAGAUCCUGAGAGCCACCGGGGAGCCUGUCACUGAUGAGGACAUAGAGGACAUGAUGAAGGACUCAGACAAGAACAAUGACGGCCGCAUCGACUUUGAUGAGUUCCUGAAGAUGAUGGAGGGCGUGCAGUAAGAGACCCGACAUUCCUCAGGCCAGCUGCUGCACCCAGCCCUGCUCCCCUGCUGUCCAGGGAGCAGCAGCUCCACAGCAUCUGGCCCUCAGCACUGGCUGGGACCUUGCUCUGUGCCAGGGUCUUGGUCUCAUCUCACCACUGGCGGCUGAGCUUUUCCUCCCAUCUGUCACCUGUGGCUUUGAUUUGAGCCUCAAUUAAAGAGGAAAGGCUUGA
This is a messenger RNA of Haemorhous mexicanus (house finch), 852 nucleotides long. It is a transcript of the gene TNNC2, whose product is annotated as troponin C2, fast skeletal type. Gene Ontology annotation, cellular component: myosin II complex. The record is from RefSeq and is a predicted model, not a curated record. Gene Ontology annotation, molecular function: calcium ion binding. The transcript is spliced from 6 exons. The coding region runs from base 156 to 638 and encodes 160 amino acids. NCBI's taxonomy places the organism in Eukaryota, Metazoa, Chordata, Aves, Passeriformes, Fringillidae.